UAAAAAAUAGUAUAAACCCAAAAAAGACACCCAAAACCCCUCUCUACCAUUCACUCGGUCUCACAACGUUCCUCAGCAUCUCAGUGUUCUACCGGCAAAGGGACACCAUUGUUGUCUUUCUCCUCUGUCUUCAAGGUGUUUUAGCACACUAUAGGUGAUUAUCGUAAUUGCAAUGGCCUCUUCAUCCUCGCUUAACAUGUGCUCAUCGAAUGGAGUGAUGGGUACUUGUAAUGUGAGCAAAUCUCAAAAGUUUUCUAUGAACUGUUUCCGGAAUUUUAGCCAAAAUUUGGUUACUGGGAUGCCAAUAUGUUCAUCUUCUGAAUUCGCCCCGUUAAGGUGUUCUCUAGGCGUGAAACCUUUCAAAUGGGAAUCCAAUAGGGAAACCCUAACCAAAUUUGGAGUUCCUUGCAAUGUCAUUGGUGUUAAGAACUCAAAUUCUUUCUCAAUUGGUCAGAAAUUUGAACUUAACGAUGUGCUUGAAGCUCAACAGUUUGAUAGAGACACACUUAGUGCCAUAUUUGAAGUAGCACGGGAGAUGGAGUUGAUUGAGAAGAACUCGCCAGGAAGCCAGAUUUUGAAGGGAUACUUAAUGGCCACUUUGUUCUAUGAGCCUUCUACAAGAACUAGGCUUUCUUUUGAAUCUGCUAUGAAAAGAUUAGGUGGGGAGGUUUUGACUACUGAGAAUGCAAGAGAGUUUUCAUCAGCAGCUAAAGGAGAGACACUUGAGGACACUAUUAGAACAGUUGAAGGUUACUCGGAUAUAAUUGUGAUGAGGCACUUUGAAAGUGGUGCUGCCAAAAGAGCUGCGGCAACUGCUGAAAUUCCUAUCAUAAACGCUGGAGAUGGUCCAGGACAGCAUCCAACUCAGGCUCUUUUAGAUGUAUACACCAUUGAACGAGAGGUGGGAAAGUUAGAUGGCAUUAGUGUUGCAUUGGUUGGAGAUCUUGCUUAUGGAAGAACUGUCCGUUCACUAGCAUAUCUCCUUGCCAAGUAUCGUGAUGUCAAGAUUUAUUUUGUUGCGCCGGACGUGGUGAGAAUGAAGGACGAUAUUAAGGAGUAUCUGACCUCACAGAACGUUCAAUGGGAAGAAAGUGCGGACUUAAUGGAAGUAGCUUCUAAAUGUGACAUAGUGUAUCAGACUCGUAUUCAGAAAGAGCGUUUUGGGGAAAGAAUCGAUCUUUACGAAGCAGCAAGAGGGAAAUACAUAGUAAAUCGAAGUGUGUUAAACGUGAUGCAGAAGCAUGCAGUAAUCAUGCAUCCUCUUCCACGGCUAGAUGAGAUUACUGUAGAUGUGGAUGAAGAUCCCAGGGCAGCCUACUUCAGACAAGCGAAGAAUGGGCUUUACAUUCGUAUGGCUUUGUUGAAGCUUUUGCUUCUUGGAUGGUAGAUUAGGGUUUUGAGAUUUUGUAGUUAACCUAAAAUCUUGGUCGAGUAGGAACAGUUUAAGAUCAAGAUGGCUAGUGUUCUUUUGCGAAUAUGCAAGAAUGUCGUGUUUUUGGUGGAUAUGUUUCAAGUGAUGUUGGAACCUUUUACUUUUAAAAGCUUUUGGUAGUAGCUUGCCUGUGUUGAUUUAUAGUUAUUCGGAACGUCAUGCUGCGCUAAGCCAAGCACCAGACGGAUAUGUUCAGUUUUCCUGGGAAAUCUUAACCAUAUAUAGAUAUAGGCUCCAAUUCUGGGCUUAGAGCUAUAGAGAAAUCUUCGAUUCAUUUCAAGAAAUUAUGUUUCAGCUUUUCAUAAUUUUCUGUACUUGUAGAUUUUCAGGACAGUAAUAAUCUGCACAUAUGCCAUUUCAAGAAGUCUGCGAAGUAUUGAGAUUUGAGGCGCAUUCACUACUCUGCCUCAAUCUGACAACUGCGCACGUUCUCAAUAUAAACUUACUCUGUUAGUUCCACUUAGAGUAGUUUAAACUUGAUUUGUUGGGUGUGAAUUGAAAUGAGUAGAAUAGAAU
Amaranthus tricolor (Joseph's coat) is the source of this 1948-nucleotide messenger RNA. RefSeq names its product aspartate carbamoyltransferase, chloroplastic. Gene Ontology annotation, molecular function: aspartate carbamoyltransferase activity; amino acid binding. The transcript is spliced from 6 exons. Gene Ontology annotation, biological process: amino acid metabolic process; 'de novo' pyrimidine nucleobase biosynthetic process. The record is from RefSeq and is a predicted model, not a curated record. NCBI's taxonomy places the organism in Eukaryota, Viridiplantae, Streptophyta, Magnoliopsida, Caryophyllales, Amaranthaceae. Bases 173 to 1387 code for a protein of 404 amino acids.